CAGCAACUUCGCGCGCACCAUUUUCCAGUAAAAUCUCACCAAUGCACUUUCUUUGACAGCUGCUUGAACGACCACUGCUUUUACUUGCAUUUCCGCCAUGAUCAAAUAGCCCUGCAAUAGCAAAACGUUACCUGCACUUUGUCGUCCACAAUACCCGCGCAGUCGCCAUCUUGUCUUGCACUAAUCUAGUAGCCAUGAAAAACAAGAGCAUUGGGAUCAUCGGCAUGGGCGUCAUGGGUAAGAUGUACGCCAAUAGACUCAGCAAUGCUGGAUGGAGCAUAAAUGCCAGCGACGUACCCGAGAAAUAUGAGCAGUUGCAGAAAGAAUAUAGCGCUAGCAAAAAUGUCUCAAUCCUGCCGAACGGUCAUCUCGUCUCGCGCUGUAGCGAUUAUAUCAUCUAUAGUGUAGAAGCCAAGUUCAUUAAUGAAGUUGUAGCUCAGUACGGUCCUUCUACGAAGCUCGGCGCUAUCGUUGGAGGGCAAACCUCUUGCAAAGCUCCCGAAAUUGCUGCUUUCGAGAAACAUCUACCCCCUGACGUUCACAUUGUUUCCUGCCAUUCUCUGCAUGGCCCAGGUGUGGACCCAAAAGGGCAACCACUAGUCUUGAUCAAGCAUCGAGCAUCGGAAGAAAGUCUGGCACUCGUGGAGAAUAUGCUCUCGUGUCUUCAAUCAAAGUAUGUCCAUCUUACAGCUGAACAACACGACCGUAUCACUGCAGACACGCAGGCAGUUACACAUGCAGCUUUCCUAAGCAUGGGUGCUGCUUGGAAGGCCAAUAAUCAAUUCCCGUGGGAGAUCGGGCGAUACCUAGGUGGCAUCGAGAAUGUGAAGAUCAACGUCACACUCCGCAUAUAUGCGAACAAGUGGCAUGUCUAUGCUGGUCUUGCCAUUCUGAACCCUGCUGCCCAGAAACAGAUUAAGCAAUAUGCCGAAUCUGUAACAGAGCUAUACAAGCUAAUGCUCGGGGGUCAUCGCUCCGAGCUAUCAGAUCGCAUCAAAACUGCGGGUGCUGCAGUAUUCAGGUAUGACCAAGACCAGGACCUGUUACUUGAGGAUGAGCUUCUUGACCAAUUUUCUCUGGGAGCUAUCCCGAAAGAGAGGGUCAGGAAUAAUCAUCUGAGCUUACUGGCCAUGGUCGACUGUUGGUGGAAGCUAGGUAUUGUGCCUUACGACCACAUGAUAUGUUCGACUCCGCUGUUUCGAAUGUGGCUUGGCAUUACAGAGUAUCUGUUUAGAAAGCCAGAUCUCCUUGAGGAGGUCAUCGAUACUGCCAUAACCGAUAACACGUUCCGUGCUGACGACUUGGAGUUCACGUUUGCCGCUAGGGACUGGAGUGAUCGAGUCAGCCUGGGCCAUUUCGACGGAUAUAGGGCAAAGUUCGAAGACAUUCAAAAAUACUUCGCACCCCGGUUCCCUGAGGCAACCAAGCUUGGCAACGAAAUGAUCAAGACGAUUCUGGAGAGGACUAGGGAGAAGUAGAGAAUAUCAAGACUUUGCCAUACGAUCAGCCUGUCUGGCACGCUAGCUAUCUGUAAGACCACGUAGGAAGACGGAUCGCUUGGCCUAGGCGGCAUCACGGCAGAUCGACUAUGCUAGCUCCUUGGCGCGAAUCGCAGACGGGAAUGAGAAUGUGUUUACAGGAUGAAUCGGUAGAACUCCCGUGCACGCUACAAACUUCAUGCCAACAGCCGAAAUGAUAGUUGCAGGCAAGGAUGGUAAAAGUAACCGGACUUAAGUGCAGAGAGUCCCUUAAAGGCGAUCCGCCGGCCGCGCUAGGGCAUCGGGACCGGGCUCAUAUAAAGCCCGCAGCGGGCGGGUGUGGAGAGCUUACAGUAGGAACGUCAUCGUCACUACAGCGCCAUCUCCAACCAAUUGACAUAAUAAAUGGACUGGGAC
Pseudovirgaria hyperparasitica is the source of this 1895-nucleotide messenger RNA. Its product is annotated as prephenate dehydrogenase. Bases 195 to 1478 code for a protein of 427 amino acids. Gene Ontology annotation, biological process: L-tyrosine biosynthetic process. Gene Ontology annotation, molecular function: NAD+ binding; prephenate dehydrogenase (NADP+) activity; prephenate dehydrogenase (NAD+) activity. The record is from RefSeq and is a predicted model, not a curated record. Lineage: Eukaryota; Fungi; Ascomycota; Dothideomycetes; Acrospermales; Acrospermaceae. The transcript is spliced from 8 exons.